GGAGAGGGAGAGGGAGAGGGAGAGGGAGAGGGAGAGAGAGAUCAUCCUCUGCUAUGGAAAUGGGAUCUCAGUCGUCUUGCCUUCCCAGCUGAAUUACCAGCGCCAUUACUUCCAUCGAUACCUUUGAUUCACUCACUGACUUUUCUGUCUCGUUCUCCUUCGCCUUACAGUUGAGUUUUGACUGUAGAUGGGAUUAAUCAGAAAUGGGUUACUUUUGGAUUCUUUCUUUAAUUGCCCUCCGCUCUGGAAUCCACCAUUUUUCACGUUCCUGCACACAGGGAUACCAUGGUUUUACUUUGUUUCUUUGAUUUCAACUCUGGACUUCAUCAAUUUGAAGAAUGUGGACACCGGGACUUCUAUUUGGCCUUCUAAUAGUUGCCUUCUUAGCUUGCUUUGGUCCACUUGAGAUUCUUUGAACUGAUUUGAUGGGUUCCAGAUUCCCAUCUCAUCAACUUAGCAAUGGCCUCUUCGUCUCGGGGAGGCCAGAGCAGCACAAAGAAAAGGCUCCAACAAUGAGUUCAGUGGCAAUGCCCUACACUGGUGGCGAUAUUAAGAAGUCGGGAGAACUGGGAAAGAUGUUUGAUAUUCCUAUGGAGGGCUCUAAAUCUAGGAAGUCUGGGCCCCUCAAUGUUGCUCCUACAAGGACUGGUUCCUUUGGAGGUGCUGGGACUCAUUCAGGACCCAUCAUGCCAAAUGCAGCCCCCCGGGCGGGUUAUACCACCUCUGGUCCUAUUUCUUCUGGCAUGAUGACUAGCUCAACCUCAUUCAAGAAGUCUACUUCUGGGCCACUAAACAAACAUGGAGAGCCUGUAAAGAAAGUAUCUGGCCCUCAAUCUGGUGGAGUGACACGCCAAAAUUCUGGACCUAUUCCUCCAGUUCUUCCUGCUACUGGACUCAUCACAUCUGGCCCCAUUUCUUCUGGUCCGUUAAACUCAUCUGGGGCACCUAAAAAAACGUCUGGUCCUUUGGAAUCAAUGAAUUCGAUGAAAAUAAAUGGUCCUUCGAUAGCACAAAAUCCGGCUGUGACUACCCUUAGCCCAGAUGAUGAAUAUUCUUUUGGAAAGAGCUUCCCAAAAUUAAUACUCUGGUCUGUGAUUCUCAUAUUUGUGAUGGGGCUCAUUGCUGGUAGUUUUAUUCUUGCUGCAGUCCACAAUCCUGUUCUUCUCAUUGUUAUAAUUCUACUCUUUGGAGUAGUUGCUGCAAUAUUUACCUGGAACACCUGUUUCGGAAAGAGAGCUCUUAUUGGUUUCAUUUCUCAGUAUCCUGAUGCUGAACUCCGAACCGCAAAAAAUGGGCAAUAUGUCAAAGUUUCUGGGGUUGUUACAUGUGGCAAUGUGCCACUUGAGUCAUCCUUCCGUAAGGUUCCUAGAUGUGUCUAUACAUCUACAAGUCUAUAUGAGUAUCGAGGGUGGGGUUCAAAACCAGCAAAUCCUGGACAUCGCCGAUUCACAUGGGGACUGAGAUCAUCGGAGAGACAUGUGGUAGACUUUUACAUCUCUGAUUUCCAGUCGGGAUUGAGAGCGUUGGUUAAGACGGGAUAUGGUUCUAGGGUGACCCCAUAUGUUGACGACUCUUUUGUUGUUGACGUUAAUCCAUCAAACAAAGACUUAUCUCCAGAGUUUGUCCGAUGGCUGGGAAGGAGGAAUCUUUCAAGUGAUGAUCGUGUAAUGCGAUUAAAAGAAGGGUACAUAAAGGAGGGUAGCACUGUUAGUGUGAUGGGAGUGGUUCAGAGAAAUGAGAAUGUGCUUAUGAUCGUCCCCCCGCCAGAACCAUUGACCACUGGAUGCCAGUGGAGCAAAUUAAUAUUUCCAGCUAGCCUUGAUGGUAUCGGCCUCAGAUGCGAGGACUCAUCAAAAAUUGAUGUGAUUCCUGUGUAGUUAGUUAUAUGUGCAUAAGAAAGUUGUUGAGGUAUUGCGGUUAUUAUAACGAUAUUUUGAUGAUCAGGGUGCAUCCACUGAACAACCAAAGAAGACUUCACUUCUCUUCUUGGCUUGAUGUAUAGUUUGUAUUCAUAUUCCUUCUUUUAUGUUUCUAGAGCUUGAAAUUACAUUGUUGGGUUUAAUUUGUUAUGAAGAAGAAGAACUUUAAAUCUUGGGCUGACUGGUAGUAGCAAGUAUUAUAUGAAGAAGAAAUGCAAGUAUUUUUGGUGUCA
Cucurbita pepo subsp. pepo (vegetable marrow) is the source of this 2152-nucleotide messenger RNA. The record is from RefSeq and is a predicted model, not a curated record. NCBI's taxonomy places the organism in Eukaryota, Viridiplantae, Streptophyta, Magnoliopsida, Cucurbitales, Cucurbitaceae.